This is a messenger RNA of Cryptomeria japonica (Japanese cedar), 1416 nucleotides long. RefSeq lists its product as uncharacterized. The record is from RefSeq and is a predicted model, not a curated record. The transcript has 6 exons. The coding region runs from base 1 to 1416 and encodes 471 amino acids. Gene Ontology annotation, molecular function: nucleic acid binding. Gene Ontology annotation, biological process: DNA integration. NCBI's taxonomy places the organism in Eukaryota, Viridiplantae, Streptophyta, Pinopsida, Cupressales, Cupressaceae.
AUGGAAGCUUUGUUGCAAAAAGUUACUGGUAAUGAAUUAUUGUCCAUGAUGGAUGGGUUUUUUGGUUACAAUCAGGUCAAAGUUAAAGAAUCUGAAAAACAUAAAACUGCUUUUACUACCCCAUGGGGUACAUAUGUAUAUGCAAGAAUGCCUUUUAAACUAACAAAUGCAAGAGCCACUUUCCAGAGGCCCAUGGAUGUUGCCUUUGAAGGAAUUAUUGAUCUCAUCUUAGCAAUAUAUCAAGAUGACAUGACUGCAUACUCGAAGAAAGCAAAUGAUCACUGCAACGACUUGGAGAAGAUAUUCAUAAGAGCAUUGGAGUUUGUAUCGAAUUUUGCUGAAAUUGUUAAACCCAUAGCCAAAAUGAUGAAGAAGGAGGCUGAGGUAAAAUGGACAAAUGAGGCGCUUGAGGAUUUUGUGAGCAUCAAAAGAGAAAUUAAGGAGGCCCCAGUCCUUAAGUCACUUGACUUUUCCAAGCCAUUCCAGCUUGCUGCUGUUCCCAGACUGGGGAAUGCAGCGCUUGCUGCAUCCUCAGUCAUGGGGAAAGCAGUGAGGCUGCAAGGAGAGUCGGAUAGUUUUAAUGAUAAUCAGAAAAGAACUGUGAAGUUACAGUCAUCUAGAUAUGUGCUUAUCAAAGGAUACUUGUAUUGGAGGAACAGAGAUGGUGUUUUGUUGUUUUGUCUGGAUGUUGUGCAGGCACCAAUGGUAUUGAAAGAUUUACAUGAUGGAGUCUGUGGAGGACACUUCUUAGCAAAAACAAUAGCCCAAAAGAUUUUGAAUGCAGGGUAUUACUGGCCAAGCAUCUUCAAGGAUUGUCACGCAUAUGUCAGAAAAUGUGAGGCUUGUCAGAAGUUCUCAGACAAACUCAAGUACAAUGGGGCCAUUCCUCUCAGACCUGUGAAUGCAGAAGAGCCUUUCCAAAUGUGGGGCAUUGAUUUUAUUGGAGAAAUAGCUAACAAGUCUAGUGGUGGACAUAGGUGGAUUCUUGUUGCAACAGAUUACUUUACUAAGUGGGUGGAGGCGAUUCCCACAAGAUCAAAAGAAUUUGUGAAUUUCUACGAAUCUUAUGGGAUUAGUCUGUCAUACUCAUCACCCUAUCAUCCCCAAGGAAAUGGACAAGCAGAGUCUAUAAAUAAAAAUCUACUAAAGAUCAUUAAAAGAAUGCUAGGGGAAAAUAAAAGAGCUUGGGAUUCCAAAUUAAGUCUGGCUAUGUGGGCUGAUAGAAUUACAAUUAAAAAAUCCAUUGGUUUUGCUCCUUAUGAAUUGGUGUAUGGUAAAGAAGUCAGGUUACCAUUGAAUAACUUACUGCCAGUGUACAAAUUUGUUUCAAAGAAUGAUCCAAAGGAGGACACGGAUGGGCGAGUUGAGGAGUUCCUGGUUCAUGCUCAAUAUCUGAAGCAUUUCUUCUAUGCAUAA